This is a messenger RNA of Magallana angulata, 3354 nucleotides long. Its product is annotated as transmembrane protein 87A-like. Gene Ontology annotation, cellular component: membrane; Golgi apparatus. The transcript is spliced from 21 exons. The coding region runs from base 34 to 1758 and encodes 574 amino acids. NCBI's taxonomy places the organism in Eukaryota, Metazoa, Mollusca, Bivalvia, Ostreida, Ostreidae. The record is from RefSeq and is a predicted model, not a curated record. Gene Ontology annotation, biological process: retrograde transport, endosome to Golgi.
AUCAAAAACCGACAAACCGAAGAAACGGAAGUGAUGCUGAACUUGUUGUCUGUCGUUCUUUGCGUCUCUGGCGUUUUUUCUAUCUCUGAGCCAGGUAUCUGGAAAGUCAAUUAUGACAGGAGUCAUGAUUUGUAUGGUUUCCAUAAAAGCAUGUACAGUGGGACCAAAAUAGCUGUAAAAAUCAACUGUAAACAUGCUGCAAAGAAAGAGGAGAAAAAGAAGCUUAACAUUAAGUGGCUGUUGCGCUAUUCACCAUGCGCAAACGAGUAUCACGGAGCAGAAAAUGAUUUGAAUGUAUUACUUAGCUACUUAGAUUUCCCUGCUUUUCUACCUCUUGAGGGGUUAAACUAUCCAACCGCUGAAUUCAUGAGAAAUGUAACUCAGCAUGACUGUGGAAACACCAUCUUUUGGCUGCCAUUUCAAAACUCCACUUUACAAACAGCUCCUACACCAACACCAACAAAAAGUAAUAGUACAGAUCAGGAACAAUCAGAUGCUCAAAAGAAAUCCAAACGAGAGUUAGUGAAACCAGGAGUUCCUGCACAGAUAUUGCAGAAUGUAACUACACCCUCUACUCAAAAAGGACCCACUCAGCAAAUAGGCCAGAAGAAUCGGCCAAAGUUUCAGGAGAGCUGGAGGGAUGGCUACUUCAUCUUCAUCAUGCAGAUCUCAUCCUUAAAUGAAAAUGACACUUUUGAAGCAGAAGUUGAGGUGGAGAUGUAUGGAUCCUAUGGAUAUAUAUCAGCAGUAGAUAUGCCUCUCUUAGUGUUCUAUGGAGUGAUGGGGAUAGUGUACAUCAUCUUUGGACUGGUCUGGCUUGUCUUGUUAGCUUGCAGCUGGAAGGACCUCUUGAGGAUUCAGUUCUGGAUUGGUGCAGUGGUAGUUCUGGGCAUGCUGGAGAAGGCUGUGUUUUAUGCAGAAUAUCAAAGUAUCGCUUCCCAAGGCCACUCAGUGAGAGGAGCUGUGAUCUUUGCAGAGCUUGUGUCCUGUUUCAAGCGAGCUCUAGCCAGAAUCCUCAUCAUCAUUGUCAGUCUGGGAUUUGGAAUUGUUAAACCUCGACUUGGCACCACUUUCCACAAAGUGAUUGGAGUGGGAACCCUCUACUUUAUCUUUGCUUCAAUUGAGGGAUGUACAAGACAACUCAAGCCUAUGGGAGACAACUCCAAAGAAGGGAUGUUGAUCCUGAUCCCUCUGGCCGUCACCGAUGCCUCCAUUGUGUGGUGGAUCUUCUCCAGCCUGAUCCAGACGACUCGUACAUUGCGCCUCCGCCGUAAUGUGGUCAAGCUAUCCCUGUACCGACAUUUUACCAAUACUCUGAUUUUCGCCGUUCUAGCAUCCAUUGCUUUUAUUGCUUGGUCGUUUCCUCAACAUCAGUUCAAAUCCUGCUUAACGGACUGGAGGGAACUGUGGGUGGACAGUGCGUUCUGGCAUCUUCUGUUCUCUGUGAUACUGUGUGUCAUCAUGGUUCUAUGGAGGCCCUCCGCUAACAACCAGAGGUAUGCAUUCUCUCCUUUGUUGGAUGCUGCUGAUGAAGAAGAGGAAGAAAACUUGAUUAGUGAUGCCUUUGAUGGAAUGAAAAUGCGAGGGGUGAAGGGAGCAGCCAAUGGAAAUGCCAAGAGUCGCAAUAGCGUGGAUGAUGACCUUAAAUGGGUGGAGGAAAAUAUUCCAACAUCCCUCACUGACAAGGCUCUUCCCAGUCUUUUAGAUUCGGAUGAGGAAAUGAUGACAACAAGAUAUGAAGUCAACAAGAUGCAGUGAUUCUGCGCAACUUACAAUUAAUGGUUUUGUGUUAAGAGUUUGAGUGACACUGAAUUUACCAAGUUCAGCUUUGAACUGGGAUCCUAACUAUGUAGUGUGUGAGGGCUUGCUUUACUGAGUUUGCAAUUGAUCAUAUACAUGUAUAAAUGAAGUCUCAAGUGUUUAAAGUAUUUAUUCUUAUUGUGCAUUUGUAGUGAAGAGACAGAAUGAUGUACAUGCAUUUGUAGUUUAUAAUAUUCUUACUUGUUCGAAUACUGCAAACUUUUGGUGGGACUUUUGAAGGGAUAUUAUUUCAUUUAACAAUUGUGGGUAAUUACAUGUAUUAUUGAAUAAAUUUAUUACUGACACUGUAUAUAUGACAUACAUGAGUGUAAGUUAAAAUUGCAACAAUAUCAGAUAAGAAUAUUCUUUUAAUUUUAAGAAUAGAAAAUGAUACAAUUUAUAAUUAUUUGAAAUUUUGUGUACAAAGAAACACUACAUGUAUGUUAAGUUUAUGUAGAUGUUGAUUCUUGAAAAAAAAGCAAUCCAAGUAUGGAUGCAAUCAAAUUUAUGUGAACUUGUUUGUUUGUUAUAUCCAUUUCUUUGAACAUUUUACACCAUUUUAAUGCAGUUGUAAAUAUUUAAUUCAAGUAUGAAAUGGUUGUUAUAUUGCAUAAACAGGUACGUUGUGUUGGGAUACCUUCAAAAACUAAUUACCGGUAAACACUUGUUCUGCUAAUUGCAUCAACUUGUAUUAAAGGGAUAGAAAUUGUUUAUACAUGUAAUGCACUUAAGGGAAUUUUUAAUUUUGCUUAAAUUGUAAACAUAAAAGCUUUAGCUUGUACAUUCAUAUUGCCUAUUUUGAUCAGUGCUAUUUAUUGUAAUCAUAAACUACUGGCAGUGAUACACCUUACUCAAUAUUCAUUGUUUCUAAAGUAACAUAAAAAAUACAGUAAGCCAUUCAUGUGAAUUGAAAACGGAUGGACUGGUUGUGGAAUAGUUUAAUGAUAACUGUCGAGUUUUAAUUUUUGACCUUUCACAUGUAUUUCCAAUGGUCAAAUUCUUUAAAUGAUAUGGUGUUAUGUUUUGAUUGCAUUCCAUUCAUUUUUUAUCGAAUACACUUUUCAUUGUUUGAUAACAACCUGAUCUGACAGUAAACUUACCUACAAAUUUGGAGGCUAAUUUACCGGUACUUGAUAGUUUAGAUAUUAUUUAUAUCUAAUUCUGUUUUUCUGUCCUGGAUUAUAAGAGAUAUUGUAAACCAGCUUUAUCGGUAUAUUGCAACUACUUUGCUUUUAGAAUGUCCAAGGUCAAAGUAGUGUCUGAUGACAACUUCUCCCAUUUUACAUUAAAAUAUUUUGAUGUACUGGUAUAAUGCAUUUAAAUUUUCUUAACAAAAAGGGCUCCUUGAUGAAAGGAUUCCACAAAAGUUGCAAAUAAUUCUUAGUUGGUUUACAGUUUAUUCUUCAAUCUUUAUAUUUAUUGUCGGAAUCAUCUUUUUAUUUUGUUCUUUGAAUUACAUAUAUUAUUAUUUAUCAUGUAGUGUAAAUGAAACUACUCAUUCAACAAUAUUUUUUCUCUUAAAAAUUAAAGUUCAUUAAAGGAUAUUGAAAAUCA